This is a messenger RNA of Ictidomys tridecemlineatus (thirteen-lined ground squirrel), 5223 nucleotides long. The record is from RefSeq and is a predicted model, not a curated record. Lineage: Eukaryota; Metazoa; Chordata; Mammalia; Rodentia; Sciuridae.
AUGAUAGAAAGGAACUCCAUCAUCACAAAUACCAUGAGUGUUUGCUAUUUGUCUUUUGCCUGCCAGGGAGAAGUUAUGCAUUGGUUGGCAUGUUCAUUAUAUGUUGCGUGCCGCAAAAGCAUUAUUCCCACAAUUGGGAAGGGUAUAAUGGAAGGAAACUGUGUUUCACUUACCAGAAUACUACGUUCAGCUAAAUUAAGUUUAAUACAGUUUUUUAGUAAAAUGAAGAAGUGGAUGGACAUGUCAAAUCUGCCACAAGAAUUUCGUGAACGUAUAGAAAGGCUAGAGAGAAAUUUCGAAGUGUCUACUGUAAUUUUUAAAAAAUUUGAGCCAAUAUUUUUAGAUAUAUUUCAAAAUCCAUAUGAAGAGCUACCAAAGUUACCACGAAGUAGGAAGCAGAGGAGGAUUCCUUGCAGUGUUAAGGAUCUCUUUAAUUUCUGUUGGACACUCUUUGUUUAUACUAAGGGUAAUUUUCGUAUGAUUGGGGACGAUUUAGUAAACUCUUAUCAUUUACUUCUGUGCUGCUUGGAUCUGAUUUUUGCCAAUGCCAUUAUGUGCCCCAAUAGACGAGACUUGCUAAAUCCAUCUUUUAAAGGUUUACCAUCUGAUUUCCAUACUGCUGAUUUCCGGGCUUCUGAAGAGCCUCUCUGCAUUAUUGCUGUACUAUGUGAACUACAUGAUGGACUUUUAGUAGAAGCAAAAGGAAUAAAGGAGCACUACUUUAAACCAUACAUCUCAAAACUCUUUGAUAGGAAGAUUUUAAAAGGAGAAUGCCUCUUGGACCUUUCCAGUUUUACUGAUAAUAGCAAAGCAGUGAACAAAGAGUAUGAAGAAUAUGUUCUAACUGUUGGUGACUUUGAUGAGAGGAUCUUUUUGGGAGCAGAUGCAGAAGAGGAAAUUGGAACGCCUCGAAAGUUCACUGGUGACACCCCAUUGGGGAAACUGACAGCACAGGCUAAUGUGGAGUAUAACCUUCAACAGCAUUUUGAAAAAAAAAGAACAUUUGCACCUUCUACCCCACUGACAGGACGGCGAUAUUUACGAGAAAAAGAAGCCAUUAUUACUCCUGUUGCUUCAGCUACCCAAAGUGUGAGCCGUUUACAGAGUACUGUGGCUGGACUUAAAAAUGCACCAAGUGAACAACUUAUAAAUAUUUUUGAAUCUUGUAUGCGGAAUCCUAAGGAAAACAUUAUGAAAAUAGUAAAAGGAAUAGGAGAGACUUUCUGCCAACACUAUACUCAAUCAACAGAUGAACAGCCAGGAUCUCACAUAGACUUUGCUAUAAACAGACUAAAGCUGGCAGAAAUUUUGUAUUAUAAAAUGUUGGAGACUGUAAUGGUUCAGGAAACACGAAGACUUCAUGGAAUGGACAUGUCAGUUCUUUUAGAACAGGAUAUAUUUCAUCGUUCUUUGAUGGCUUGUUGUUUGGAAAUUGUGCUGUUUGCUUACAGCUCACCUCGUACUUUUCCUUGGAUUAUUGAAGUUCUCGAUUUGCAGCCAUUUUAUUUUUAUAAGGUUAUUGAGGUGGUGAUCCGCUCAGAGGAGGGACUCUCCAGGGACAUGGUAAAACACCUAAACAGCAUUGAAGAACAGAUUUUGGAGAGUUUAGCAUGGAGUCAUAAUUCUACACUAUGGGAGACUCUCCAGGCUUCUGCAAACAAAGUUCCUACCUGUGAAGAAGUUAUAUUCCCAAAUAACUUUGAAACAGGAAAUGGAGGAAAUGUACAAGGACAUCUUCCCAUGAUGCCAAUGUCUCCUAUAAUGCAUCCAAGAGUCAAGGAAGUUCGGACUGACAGUGGAAGUCUUCGAAGAGAUAUGCAACCAUUGUCUCCAAUUUCUGUCCAUGAACGGUACAGUUCUCCUACUGCAGGGAGUGCCAAGAGAAGACUUUUUGGAGAGGACCCCCCAAAGGAAAUGCUAAUGGACAAGAUUUUGACAGAAGGAACAAAAUUGAAAAUUGCUCCUUCUUCAAGCAUUACUACUGAAAAUAUAUCCAUAUCACCUGGGCAAACUCUUCUAACAAUGGCCACAGCCACAGUAACAGGGACAACGAAACAUAAAGUUACAAUUCCAUUGCACGGUGUUGCCAAUGAUGCUGGAGAAAUCACACUGAUACCUAUUUCCAUGAAUACAACUCGGGAGUCCAACAUUGAGAGUCCUGUAUCACUUACUGCUCAGUCAUUAAUUGGUGCUUCUCCAAAACAUACCCAUCUGACUAAAGCACAAGAAGUUCAUAUGACUGGAAUAAGCAAACCAAAGAGGACUGGGUCCUUAGCACUGUUUUACAGAAAGGUUUAUCAUUUAGCAAGUGUACGAUUACGCGAUUUAUGUUUAAAACUGGAUGUUUCAAAUGAAUUACGAAGAAAGAUAUGGACAUGUUUUGAAUUCACCUUAGUUCACUGCCCUGAUUUGAUGAAAGAUAGGCAUUUGGACCAGCUCCUUCUUUGUGCCUUUUACAUCAUGGCGAAGGUAACAAAAGAAGAAAGAACUUUUCAAGAAAUAAUGAAAAGUUACAGGAAUCAGCCUCAAGCUAAUAGUCAUGUGUAUAGAAGUGUUCUUUUGAAAAGUGUUCCAAAAGAAGUGGCAUACAAUAAUAUAAAUGGUGAUUUUGAAAUGACAGAUGAUGAUUUGGAAAAUGCCACAAAAACACCUAACUGUCCCAGUGGACCAGUGAAAGAGGAAAGAGGUGAUCUUAUCAAAUUUUACAAUACAAUAUAUGUAGGAAGAGUGAAGUCAUUUGCAUUGAAAUAUGACUUGUCAAAUCAGGACCAUGUGAUGGAUGCUCCACCACUCUCUCCUUUUCCACAUAUUAAGCAACAACCUGGCUCACCACGCCGAAUUUCUCAGCAGCAUUCCAUUUAUGUUUCGCCACACAAGAAUGGGUCAGGCCUUACACCAAGGAGUGCUCUGCUGUACAAGUUCAAUGGCAGUCCUUCUAAGAGUUUGAAAGACAUCAACAACAUGAUAAGGCAAGGCGACCAGAGAACCAAGAAGCGAGCAAUAGCCAUCAGUGGAGAUGCAGAAUCACCUGCCAAACGCCUCUGCCAAGAAAAUGAUGAUGUUUUACUCAAACGACUGCAGGAUGUUGUCAGUGAAAGAGCAAACCAUUAGCAGUGUUCCUGUUACUGAUGAAAGCACUUUUCAGGUUGUUUUGCAGGAAGUUGGGGCUUUCUGCCUUGUAAAUGGUAAAUAUCACUGGGUUCCAUGAAAAAUUGCACCAAAAUUAAGUGCUUUUUAAAGUUUUUUUUCCAGAACGUUGACAGGUAUAUUUUGAGUUGGAUUGGAAAGGAAUGUUUUAAGUGCCUUGUUACAUAUUAAUAGUCAUAGGAUUUUUUAGGUGUUUGUUUCUCAAAGUUAGUUUUUAAGAUGAAGUAAAGAGAAACCUCAUCAUUGUUUAGAUUUCUUUAAAAAAUUAUCGAAUGUUGCCAGGCAUGGUAGUGCAUGCCUGUAAUUCCAGCAGCUUGGGAGGCCGAGGUAGAAGGAUCUUGAGUUCAAAGCCAGCUUUAGCAACUCAGAGAGACCCUGUCUCCAAAUAAAAUAUUUUAAGAAGGGCUGGGGAUGUGGCUCAAAUGGUAAAGUCCCCCUGGAUUCAAUCCCUGGUACUAAAUAAUAAUAAUGAUAAUAAUAAUCAAAUGUUUCGAGGCAGAGUGGUACACACCAAUUAUCUUGACUCUGGAAGUUGAGGCAGGAGUUGGAGGCUAGCCUUAGCAACUAGACCUUAUCUCAAAAUAAAAAAUAAUAAUAAUUUUAAAAAGGACUGAGAAUGUAGCUCAAAGGUAGAGCAUCCCUAGUUUCCAUCCCCAGUACCAGAAGAAAAAAAAAAUUUAUGUCUCCUCUGUGCUUUGUAAUAUGAGCAUAAAUAAUCUAUUUUUGGUAAGUAUGAUUUUAGAUAUUUGUAUUUUCAAUUUACUGUUGAAGGCAGGGAUUGAUUCCCAUAGUACAAGGGCCAAGGCUGAUGCAGCAGCAGCCUGUCUCUGGCCCUCUAUGGUAACUGUGCAUCCAGGUGCCACUGCCAUUCUGAGUUGUCUGGGUGCCUUGUGUUGUUCUGUCCUUGAGCAUAAGCAGCUUGGUACCUGAGCCCCUGCCCUGCCCCCAGUGCAUGCUUUCCAGUCCUGACCCCUCUAAGCUCAUUGUUACAACCCAGUGAAAGAGGCUCUUUCUCCUUUUCUAAACUAGUAUCAUUAUUAUUUUUAUGACAUUAACUUAAUGAUUGUGUUGUCAUGUAAUUCAAAAUAGGAAACUGCUUCUCAAGCCAGUAGAAUAAAAUUCUAAUUACUCUUUUUAGAAACUAAAUUUCCUUAGUAAGAUAGCAUCUUGAGCUGGGUGCAGCGGUACAUCCCUAUGACCCCAGUGGCUUGGGAGCCUGAGGCAGGAGGAUCCAGAAUUCAAAGCCAGCCUCAGCAAAAGCUGGGCACUAAGCAACUCAGUGAGACCCUGUCUCUAAAUAAAAUACAAAAAAAGGGAUGGGGAUGUGGUUCUGUGGUUGAGUGCCCCUGAGUUCAGUGCCCAAUAUACCCCCACACCAAAAAAAGAUAGCAUCUUGAUAAUGUGUGAUAUACUAUUUUCAAGGUUGUCAUAAGAUCAGUGGUUCUCUAAACUAAUAUUUGAAAUCCUUUUCAAAACUCAUUAAAAUCAUGUCAUGCCUUAUAAUUCUAAUGCAGAUCAGUAAAACAGGUGCUUAUUCUUUCUCCCUCUUUGUUCUGAGUAUUAUUGGUAUAUCAUGAGUUUCUUCUUAGUGUUUGACCACCAGGUCCCCCUGAUGAUGUUUUCCAGUAUUAGAGGUACAUCUUUCCAAAGAAUCAAGUUUUCAACAUUUACUUUUCCUAGUGUGUUUCCAGAAUCUGGAAGAAAAUGAAUAAGCCAUUUUUAAUUUUUAGAAGAUGUAUUUUUAAACUACAAACCUUAGUUUUUAAAUGCCAGAUGUUGGACUGGGCAUGUAGCUCAAUGAUAGAGUGCUUGUCUAACAUUCCUGAGGUUCUGGGUUCCAUCCCGAGCAUUGUGGGGAAAAAGCAUAAUGCUUCACCUCGCUAACCCUUGCUAAUUUGAAUUAGUCCAAGAUUGGGCUGUCCAUUAGGAAUUUAUUAUCAGCAAUUUUAUUUUUAAAUUCUAAGAAGAAAAGGGAUUUUGGUCACAUUUUCCUUUUCUGAAAAUUAUAAUCUCAUUUUUUUGUGUAGUAUCUACACUUUUAUAAGUCAGAUAAUAAAGUUUGUAUCCUUGUACAUA